This is a messenger RNA of Acanthoscelides obtectus, 3176 nucleotides long. The record is from the annotation of a GenBank genome assembly. Lineage: Eukaryota; Metazoa; Arthropoda; Insecta; Coleoptera; Chrysomelidae.
GGUAUCCUGGAUGCGCAAACGGGAUCUGCACAUCCUGACCUCAGGUAUACACACGUAUACCGGUGACCAAAGGUUCAGCGUUCGGCAUCCUGAUCAUUCAGACGAUUGGGAUCUGCACAUCGAAUAUGUUCAGAAGCGGGAUGCAGGCGUGUACGAAUGCCAAGUCAACACGGAGCCUAAGAUCAACUUAGCUGUGAUGCUGCAUGUAGAUGAUUUAACCUCGCUUGGUGCUACGAAGAAUGCAGAGUUCAAAGACGCUCAAGCAUCAAUCUCCGGUCCCCCGGAAGUUUACGUGAAGAAAGGCAGCACCAUUUCCCUCACGUGCACCGUCAACGUUCACUCUCAACCCCCCUCCUCGGUGCUGUGGUACCACGGCAGCGCCGUCGUCGAUUUCGACUCGCCGCGAGGCGGAAUCAGCCUGGAAACGGAGAAAACGGAGGCUGGUACCACCAGCAGAUUGCUGGUGACCAAAGCGCUGCUCUCCGAUUCGGGGAACUACACCUGCAUGCCGUCCAAUGCCAGCCCUGCGUCCACGAUUGUGCACGUGCUCAAUGGUGAACACCCCGCGGCCAUGCAAACCAGCCUAGCUUCAACGAGUCACCGACAGAUGGCGCUGUCACUCCUUCUCACCCUAUUGGCUGCCUUGCACAGCAGAUGAUUCGUGUACCUCUAAGCAUACGAAAGUUCAGUGCUCACCAAGUUUAGUGGAAUUUGUAUUUUGUACAUAUUGACGAUGAGGACUGAGAAAUCAUGAUUCGUGGACUUGAAGUCUGUUUUCGGAACUGAUAUAAAUAUGAUGAGAUUAUUUUAAGAAUGAUAAUGCCUUGUCGUUCCAAAAUGAAUCAAAAAGUGAUCUCGAAAGUGCAAUCCUUAAAUAUCAUGUACAGUUAAAUGUCGAAUGCAUAACUGUACCUUCAAGGUCUCCUUCUGGCAAGGAUACAUUUUCCUUAUUAGCUUAGAGUGACAAGAGCGUUGUCAGACGUCAAAUAAGGCUUUUUCAAUCCAAUACUUCCUUGUGUUGAACAAUUAAAAUGGAAAAGAAUUCUCCAUUUUUCGUAAAUUUCUUCCAGAAAAUACCUAGAUCAUCUUAUCAUACAACUUCAUGAUUUUCCGACCAAAAGAAACAAUAUAUGUAUAAAUUACUGUUAACUGGCCUUUUUCAAAGCACAGUGACAAUGAAAACAUAUUUUAGAAAAUAAAAACGGAUAAACUGUUACCUAGAAGACACAUACCAUUUAAAGUCGAAUUUAUUAUUCUAACACUAAUUGAUUACAACAAAUAUUUGACUAUAUCGACUGGACUAUGGUGUUCCGCGCGGUUGACUCAUCAUCCACUCUCGGUUGAUUCUGCCUCACUAUGCCCUCUGUGAGUGUGUAUUUAUUUUUGAAUCGGCGAAUCCAGAAACGUUCCCGCGUUUUCCAGACACAGUUCGAGUAUUCAUCGAAGCUGGUAGACGGUGGUCGGUAUUUGUCGAUGCGUGGCGAAUACUCUAGAUACGCGGUCGCGUAAUUCUGGUUGCCUAAACCUCGAUGCACGACGGUGUCUCACUGGUAAUCAUACGAGGGGGUUACAAUAUAUUGUCAUUACCACUUUGAGAAAAGACAGAAAACAUCAGUAAAGACUACUCGUAGGUCAUAAAUAUGUGAUCUCAUUUGGCCAGAAAACAGAAACAGGCGUACACGUACAUUAAAAAACAAAUCAAAAUAUGUUCUCACAGAAGAAUGCACUAUAUUUCUCACAUUUGCUAAUUCAGUCAUCAUAAUAUGAUGUAUCAGUUCCGAAAUACCAAAUUCUCUGAGUGCAGACUGUAGCUCUAAGAGCACUUUAUCAUAAAAUUACGUUCUAUAUUGUUUUGGUGCUAUUCUGAAGAUCAUACGUAAUAUUAAAAUAUUGCGAGAUGAAUCUGAUUGACAUAACAUUAGUCCAGUUUCCCAGUGGUAAUCAAGUUGGAAAGAAUCAAGAAAGAAUUAAUAGGUGUUAUAGAAAUGAGGGGAGAUCCAAUGGAAAUAAAUAUUUCAGCAUAUAUUUGGCUUGUACGUCAAAAAAAUCAAUGGCGACUGGACUAUCUUGAUCCUGGAAGGACUGUACUUCUGACGUUUCGAGAUGUUAAGGUUGAGAACUUUCAAGAAGGUGAUGAUCUUGCUUUGAGGCUUGUACGUGUGGGAACUUCUGAAGCAAAGACGUGUUCUUUCUGGAAAGGAUUCGAAAUUGUACCACCAGAGUCUUCUUUCAGCAACUAUGGAAGACUCGGCGGUAUAUAAAAUGCAACCUGCUUUUGAUUUUUGUACCUGGGAUGUGAUAGAAAAAGGUGGAGGUAUGUUUAUAAGUGUGCCAUCUUACUAUUUCUUAGUGACAGUCAUGGAGCUUGGUGAAACCAAAUACGAUCACACUAUCUAAGCAGCGUUACAGCCUCUAAUUCGUUAUAUAUUUUUCUAAAUUAUUAUAUCAGUAAAUAACUUUCGUACUAAUGAUGAUUGUAAAAUGACGUUCAUUUAAAACAUUUUUAACGUUUUUGACAAUACGCUAUCACAAUGCUCCACCUUUUUUUUAUUGAUAGCGAUCUAUUUUGGAUAUUCUAUGAAGAUAUUCAAAACAAUUGACCUAUAAAGGAAACUUCUUUGUGAGAUACUAAACGUAAAUGUGAGUGUGAAACCGUUUUGAAAUGACAAUGAAAACAUGUACAUAGAUAUUUGUUUUAUAUUUAUAGAAAGCACACUAGAGAGUUUAUAGAACAGAUCUAAGACUAUUAUUACAUGUUGAUUAUAUGUAGGUGUAUGCUAAUCAAAAUAUCAUAAACUGUGGUGAAAAAUCAUUGUAUAACAAUAUUUUGGACGCUCUCUUCUUUUGCAUUCUUUUAUUUUGCGUUUCAUAUUAUGGCGGUCCUAUUUUAUGUUGAGUGAUUGACAAGAAUAAACCCUCUAUCACGAAAUUUGGUUGCUCUAUGGAUGAAGUUCUCGGAUAGGUAAAAAGAAUUCAAGGAAGUCAUGUUAUGGCAUGAAAUUAUACAUGUGCAUAUGAACAAUAUUUACGUUUUUCAUUCGAUUUAUGACUAUUUCUCAGCAAAAAUUUAUUCGCGAACUUUGUGCCAUUUUUUUCGUAAUCUUAUGAUACAUCACACACCUGUAAUUACUAUUGUAAAUACUGUACUUUAAGAUAAUAUAAUAGUUCUUAUAAAA